AUGUCUCGCCCAGCGGCAACACCCGUCGAUGCUCCACAACCACCGCGACCCGAAACGAUUUACGAGCGCACACCCAUCACGUCGGAACGAUCGCUACGUCAGCUUUCCGUAUUCUUGUUCGGGGGAGCUUGUCUACUAGCAACGACUGCGUUAACGCGCAAAGCUGUCUGGAGGAGACAACUCCGCGUGAUGCCCAAAUAUUUCGAACCGAAUACAAACCCCCACGAAUUUUUCAGUCCGUUCUCGGACGCUAUACAGGCUCUGAAUCUCGCCACGAUGAACUGCACCAGCGUCGGAAUCAUGGCCGUAGGUGGCGCCAUGUGGACGUUCGACAUUGCCAACUUGAAAGAGGCACAGGCGAGUCUACGGAGACGGCUGAACUACGACAGCAUAUACAAAUCCGAAGACGAUAUACCAAGGACCCUCUCCGAGCUCAUAGCAGCGUCUGGGCAAAUGCACAUAGAAUACGACAAAAAGGAUGGGAGUGACGACAAGUCCCAAUAA
Molecule: messenger RNA, 504 nt
Organism: Parastagonospora nodorum SN15
Lineage: Eukaryota; Fungi; Ascomycota; Dothideomycetes; Pleosporales; Phaeosphaeriaceae
Exons: 1
Coding region: 1-504 (167 amino acids)
Cellular component (GO): mitochondrion
Source: RefSeq, a predicted model, not a curated record